Molecule: messenger RNA, 496 nt
Organism: Strongylus vulgaris
Lineage: Eukaryota; Metazoa; Nematoda; Chromadorea; Rhabditida; Strongylidae
Source: the annotation of a GenBank genome assembly
AGUGAAAUCAAGUGUUUCUAUAGUAUUUAUGGAGUAAAUCAAUAAUUUUAGGCUACUUGACCGACCACCCAACAAAGAUGACAUCCCUCAAUAUCGAGAAUUGCAAAGGAUACUUGCCACCGAAGUUGUGUACCCGCUGAGAAAGUUCCACUACGUGCGAGCCGACCAUAUAAUGAAAGUUCGAGAAUUGCUUGCGAAAGCGUUGCCUCAAAUGAGAGGACUCACAAGUGAGGAGAAAGAUCCGGAAGAAGUACUAACUGCAUUGUUCGGUCAACUAUUGAAAGCGCCACCCCUAGUAGAAUUAAUUAACCUAAAAGAUAACAAGGUGGAUCGUACGUAUCUCUGUCCGCUGAUCGUAGACGACUGGACAGCUGGCGUUGCAACAACGCAACACCUUCUAGAACGAUCUAUGCGAUCGGCGAAUGUGAAGUUCGCGUACCCUCCGAAAACGUUGAUCUUGCAGGUAGAGUCAGAAAUAAAUUGCGCUUUAGUGUAA